CUCUCCGGAGCAACCAUGAAGUGCCUCGUCCUGCUCCUUUGCCUUGCUCAGCUCUGUGCCUGCCGCUCUGUCCCGCAUGGCCCGAUUCCGGGUUAUAGGGAACCAGCCUGUGAUGACCCAGAAACAGAGCAGGCAGCCCUGGCGGCCGUGGACUACAUCAAUAAGCACCUUCCUCAUGGCUACAAGCACAUCUUAAACCAGAUUGAGAGUGUGAAGGUGUGGCCGCGGCGGCCCACGGGAGAGGUGUUUGACCUUGAAAUAGACACACUGGAAACCACCUGCCAUGUACUGGACCCCACUCCCCUGGCAAACUGCAGCGUGAGGCAGCUGAAAGAGCACGCGGUGGAAGGAGACUGCGAUUUCAAUGUGCUGAAACAAGACGGAGAGUUUUCCGUGUUGUCUGCAAAAUGUGAUUCCAGUCCAGACUCGGCCGAGGACGUGCACAAGGUGUGUCCACACUGCCCCCUGCUGGCCCCUCUCAACGACAGCCGGGUGGUGCACGCAGUAGAGGCCGCGCUGGCUGCCUUCAACGCCCAGAAAAACGGCUCCUACUUUCAGCUUGUGGAAAUUUCUCGGGCUCAAUUUGUGCCUCUUUCAGCUUCUGUCACUGUGGAGUUUGCAGUGGCUGCCACUGACUGUGUUGCUAAAGAGGUCGUAGACCCAGCCAAGUGCAACCUGCUGGCAGAAAAGCAAUAUGGCUUCUGUAAGGGGACAGUCACUGAGAAGGUUGCUGGCGGGGAAGAUGUUGCAGUGACCUGCACGGUGUUCCAAACACAGCCUGUGCUCCCGCAGCCCCAACCAGACGGCGCCGAAGCAGGGCCCCUCACCGCUGCACCGGGCUCGGCUGGGCCAGCACUUUCUCCAGCUGGCCAGCCCGCGGCCUCCCUGGUGGUGGGACCCAGGGCCGUGGCAGCUCCCCCGAUGCCCCCACCGGUGUACCCGGCGCACUACGACCUGCGCCACGCCUUCUCGGGUGUGGCCUCAGUGGAGUCAGCCUCAGGAGAAGCGUUUCACGUGGGGAAGACACCCAAGGUGGCGCAGCCUAGCAUUCCUGCUCCUGAAGGUCCAGUUCCAGUGGUCCGCCCUUGCCCGGGGAGAAUCAGACACUUCAAGGUCUAG
Lagenorhynchus albirostris (white-beaked dolphin) is the source of this 1119-nucleotide messenger RNA. RefSeq names its product alpha 2-HS glycoprotein (gene AHSG). The record is from RefSeq and is a predicted model, not a curated record. Gene Ontology annotation, cellular component: extracellular matrix; extracellular region; blood microparticle. The coding region runs from base 16 to 1119 and encodes 367 amino acids. Gene Ontology annotation, molecular function: cysteine-type endopeptidase inhibitor activity. Gene Ontology annotation, biological process: negative regulation of endopeptidase activity. The transcript is spliced from 7 exons. Lineage: Eukaryota; Metazoa; Chordata; Mammalia; Artiodactyla; Delphinidae.